UUCCUUCUCUCUCUCUCUGUGGGAGUUGAAAAUGGGAAUCUGCAUAUCCGCUGCAUCUUCUCAGAUUCGCCAUGAAACUAAAGUUACGGCGAUUUGUGCAGCAAACGAGCUUGCUUUUGAAGAACAGAGAUCCGAUUCCGUGUGUUCCAAGCAAGGCAACAAAGGGAUCAAUCAAGAUGCUGCCUUUGUCUAUCAGGAGUACGGCGAACAGGGCAGGGCUCUGUUCGGAGUGUUCGAUGGGCAUGGAACAAAUGGUCAUACUGUCAGCAACAUGGCGAAGAGUAGACUGCCGCCGCUGUUGCUAAGUGCUGUCUCAAAAGCUGAGACUGAUUUUGUUGGGUGGAAAGAAGCUAUGGUCACUGCCUUCAAGGUGAUGGACAAGGAGAUCAAACUUCAAGAGAAUUUGGACUGUUCUUUCAGUGGAACCACCGCUGUUAUCAUUCUCAAACAGGGAGAAGAUUUGGUGAUUGCGAAUUUGGGGGAUUCGAGGGCUGUGAUGGGGAGGGUGACGGAGAAUGGCAUCGAGGCCGUUCAAUUAACGACUGAUUUGAAGCCUGGUUUGCCGGACGAAGCUGAGCGGAUAAGGAAGUGUAAUGGGAGAGUGUUGGCUUUACAAGAAGAGCCGCAUAUACAGAGAGUGUGGCUGCCGAAGGAGGACGCGCCGGGGCUGGCCAUGUCCAGAGCUUUUGGGGACUUUGCUCUUAAAGAACAUGGCAUUAUUGCUCUUCCCGAUGUCUCCUACCGCCGUCUCGCUCCCGACGACCACUCCAUCGUUCUCGCCACUGAUGGGAUUUGGGACGUGCUGAGCAACGACGAAGUAGCGUCGAUCGUGUGGAAAGCGGAGAGCGAAGAAGCGGCGGCGAAAGCGGUGGUGGAGGCGGCGACUGAGGCUUGGAAACGCUACCCUGCUUCCAAACUCGACGACCGCACCGUCGUGUGCCACUUUUUACAAAACCAACGGCAGUGGGAAAAUUGAAAGUAACUCAACAGACAGCUAUGUGGGUGAAACUCCGGGAUCCGUACAAGUUAGAGCCGUCGUUCUCCGCCGUCGGUACGGCCAUGUCCGGGAGAGUACUUAAGGCUGCAGGCUUUAUUGAAGGGACUGAUAGUGAAAUAAUGGUUUUCUUUAUUGUAAUAAAUAUGUGGUCAGAAUCAGAAAAUUACAAAAGUAGAAGGAUCAAUAGAAUAUACUUUUUCUUUAUAAUUUUAGAUACAAAAAAUUUGUUGUGAAAUGGAAUAUGUUGCCGAGGUUAAUUAUGGAAAAUGACAACAAAUUUUCGAGAUAAUUUCCAUGGUUCAUAUUUCAUCCA
Messenger RNA from Cucurbita pepo subsp. pepo (vegetable marrow), 1310 nucleotides. Its product is annotated as Protein phosphatase 2C family protein. Gene Ontology annotation, biological process: protein dephosphorylation. The record is from RefSeq and is a predicted model, not a curated record. Gene Ontology annotation, molecular function: protein serine/threonine phosphatase activity; cation binding. Lineage: Eukaryota; Viridiplantae; Streptophyta; Magnoliopsida; Cucurbitales; Cucurbitaceae.